CAACACUGUAGGGGAUACUAACACUAACAUAUACUGGAGAGGAUGGAACAACUGGACAUCAAAAACUGCAGGGGAUACUAUCACUCAAACAGAUACUGGAGAGGGUAGCACACAGGAUCAAACUGGACAUCCAGCAAUGCAGGGGAUACAAAUAAGCAGACAUAGGAUCAAACUGGACAUCCAACACUGCAGGGGAUAUUAACACUCAAACAGAUACUGGAGAGGGUAGCAGACAUAUGAUAGGAACAAACUGGACAUUCAACAACACUGAUGGGGAUACUAGACAUUUUUAUGGUAAUAAUAUCCCAAAUUCCUUCCAGAUUUCCUAAACUAUUUGCUGUUAAGCAGGACAAGAAAAAACUCAGGUCUGAUGGCCCGGGCCAGUAGAUUUGGUCUGUGAGCAAGUAAAUAUUGUAGACUAUUUGCCCGAUUGGCAAGUGUAAAAUCAGUAAUUGAAGAUAUUACUGAUUCAGUUUAAUUGGACCACUAUGUUUCACCUUUUGGCAAGUACUUUCGAACCUAAAGAAACCUGCCCGAAGGACCAGUGAUGCUGAAAAUUUUCUUCUUGCCCUGUUAAGGAGAUGGGGACCGGAAGCAGUAUAGAUACACAACGAAGGAAUACUGCAGUCAUGGCAUCCGUCUCUGUAUGCAACAGGACCAUCCAUGGAAAGUCUGAGCGGACAAAGCUAAAUCUCGUGAAUCUGAAAGGGAAAGUCUCAAUUUUGAAAGACGAAAUUUCUAGGGUGAUCAACUUACCUUCACCGGACUUUGACCUGGUAUAUUGUGGACAGAGGCUUGACGAUGACAAACAAAUUGAACAGUAUGGACUUAAAAAUGGCUCAACAGUGUUUGCACUAAAGAGGCACCAACAGUAUCCUGUGAAUGAUGCAGAACACAUGACUCCAGUUGCUGUUAAGAAUUUGGUAGCAACAUUGAGAUCAGCUUUACUAAAUCCUGCCUACAGAACAACGGUUGAAAGAAUAUUAAAUGAACCUGAUGCCAUGGAGAACAUUAUUGCUGCCACCCCUGGCUUAGACAAGGACCCUGUUGCUUUAGCAAUGUUGCAAGACCAGGAACUCUUAGCUAUACUAGCCCACCCCGGUAACAUACAAAAAAUUGUAGAGAAGCACCCAUCCUUUGGUCAGGCAGCCACACUCAUAGCAGCAGAGGUCAGCAAAGAAGGAAGCAGGGAGGACUCGGACCACACAGCAACUGGAACCUAUUCCCUCGAUCAGAUGUCAGAUGAUGAGGACAUGCCAAACAAUCGACCAGAACCAACUAUGAUUGGGGGACAAGCCAUCACAGCUUCACAGCUGUCUGCUGCUCUAGCCGCUGCCACAGGAAGUCCACAGCAACCACCUCCAGAUCAGGGUAACCAACCACCAGCCUACAAUGCAGAACAAAGACCUGGAGGUUCAUCAGGGUCAAGCAUCACACAGGAUUUUUUCCAGCAGGCAAUUCAACAGGCAACAGCAACCCAGGGUCAGAUACAGCAGCUGAGAGACAUGGGAAUCACGGAUGAGGCCCUAGCAAGGCGUGCUCUUCAAGCAACAGGAGGCGACAUCCAUGCUGCAUUAGACCUUAUCUUUGGUGAUGGACAUUUCUGAAAACCUUGUCACAGUUAAGCUUUUAAGGAUACUUGGUACAACAUAAACUGCAAAGGAAUUAAUCAACACAUCUACCAAAAGAAACCAUCCCAGAAGGUUCUUUGCAUACAUGUUGACAAAUAGCUUGGCUACUUUAUUUGGUCAUUUACAAUAUGUGUGAACCAUGCUGUAUGAAAUAAGUUCAGUGGUAAAGAUAACAAUAAAUUUCUAAUUUAUAGAAUUAUUAGAAUGAGUUUUUGUAAAAGCUUGUUUAUUUAAAACAAUUGUAUUGAAGCAACAGUUGAUGCAUUUAAGUGUAUGUGAUAUCAAAUAAUUCUUGUGAAAUUUGACAAAAUUCCAUGAAAAUGUUUGUGCAAUAAAAAGCUAUAAUAGUUAA
Messenger RNA from Pecten maximus, 1983 nucleotides. Its product is annotated as ubiquitin-like protein 7. NCBI's taxonomy places the organism in Eukaryota, Metazoa, Mollusca, Bivalvia, Pectinida, Pectinidae. Gene Ontology annotation, cellular component: cytosol. The transcript is spliced from 11 exons. The coding region runs from base 582 to 1607 and encodes 341 amino acids. Gene Ontology annotation, molecular function: polyubiquitin modification-dependent protein binding. The record is from RefSeq and is a predicted model, not a curated record. Gene Ontology annotation, biological process: ubiquitin-dependent protein catabolic process.